Serendipita indica DSM 11827 is the source of this 1878-nucleotide messenger RNA. Lineage: Eukaryota; Fungi; Basidiomycota; Agaricomycetes; Sebacinales; Serendipitaceae. The record is from the annotation of a GenBank genome assembly.
AUGGCGGUCCUCAAUGUCAUACCCCCGAAGCCCCCUCUAUUAAGGCUCCCAAUUGAGCUUCUAGCGAUGAUACUCAACGAGUAUAUUCGCAUGGACCUUCCCUUGACGCUACUCAUGACGGUAUGUCGCGACCUGAACGAGGUCAUCAAGAAUACGCCGCGACUCUGGCGACGUAUUCUGAUUUCCUUGGACCAGAUGCCCCAAAGCCUCAGAACGGGCAGUACUAUGGCCUGUGCGACCGAAAAGUUCCUGCAGACGUGCAUCCAGCGCGCUCACAACUCGCCGCUUGAAGCCACCUUCGUCGUUGGUCGUAUUGACGAGUCUUCUCCCACGCCAGAGCUCAGGAGGGCAAGGUUCCAGAUGCUCAUGUCACGAUCGAGUCAGAUUUCCUUCCUCUGCCUCAUCAUCAACCCCAACACCCCUCUUCCCGUCAUUAAGGAUUCCUUUCACGACCUCUUCAACGCCUCUGCGACCUUCCCAGCUUUGGAAUCGCUGAUGAUAUACUCUGCGAUCCCCGUUCCUGGCCUCCUCAAAGUCUUUCGCCCUCUUCUCGACCAGCUCGAGCGGACGACAGUCAAGCUCCGAUCAGUAUACUUCGAGAAUGUGACUGAAGAGUUCAUUCUAGCGGCCAGAGAGUACAAGUUUUGGCGGAAGUUAUGCAGGAUCACGAUCAAGGGAGAGUAUUCGCCCCUUCACGUUACAGCAUUCGAGGGAUGCAAGAAUCUGGAGUUCCUAUCUAUAUCAAGCGAGCUUCUUGUACAUCCCUCGUCUGCCUUGCAUCCUCCUCUUCGUCGUGGGCCGCUUGGUAUCCCAGACCCAGAUGAAAUGGACGCCGACGCAGUAUCCGAAUCCAAAAGUGAACACAUCCCCGUGCAUCCCGAGCGUAACGUUCCCUUGACAAAGGUCCAGUGGCUCCGCGUUGGGGCUAUCGCAAUGUCUGGCCUUCAGGAACUACAAAUUCCCAACGUCAAGUUCCUCGUGAUUCAGUCGGCACUUCCGGACAGCGCACGUCAGGAGCCUGUCCCAGCACAUUCAAUUCGCCUCCCAAACCUCCAGGUAUUCCACGUCGCAGCCUCUCAUUCUGAGAUUCUCGCCAUUUCCGCACCCGAACUCCAUACGCUAUGUCUCCAGGUCUCUGUGCUCAAGCGUGCUGACGCCGACCGGGUUGUGUCGAGCAUCUUCCACGGCGACGAGGGAAUGUGGACACCCAAGACUCUCAGCAUCAACGCGCCUAUUCAUGACAAGCACUACGAGACGCUUUAUCGGCGCCUUCCCGAUCUAGAGACCUUGACGGUUACACUCGGCGAUAAACCAAGCGAGACAUUUUACAAGACACUCAAGAAGCGUGGUAUCCUCCCGAAGCUCCUUCGCUUUACCAUCGAUUUUGACGCUCCUUCCCCACCAACACCAGCUAACGCUGCUUCGACCUCGACUCCAUCUCAGAUGCGUACUGUAAGGUACCCUCCCCUCAGUCAAUCCGAACCUCUGGCGACUGGAUCACGCAAGCCGUGGAAAUCCGGGGGAAGCGCCGUGUCGAACCUCAUAGCACGAGGCGCCAACAGGCUCAAUGGCAGCGGGGGCGGGUCGAGUGGAAACAGAUCGGUGCCCGAUCCUCUGUCCGACCAAGUUCGGCCGUCCAUGCGUGAGGUUGCGCGAGUAAGGGCUCAGCAGAAACUCGAAUUUGCGCUCCUUUGUUGCAAGUAUAGCUCAGAGAAUCUCACAGAGAUUUACGCCGAGAAGGAUGUUUCCGAAGAUCCUCCUGUGAGUGCGUCCUUGGAUGCGUCAUUCGCGCGGACGGGCAGGCUUUCGAUGGCCAAGACCGAACGCAAUCGCCAGGUGGGAGCUAAUACCAGCGACCAUGCGGAAAGCAUUGAAUAG